AUGGAGCGACAGGGCCUCCCUCUUCUGUUCGAUGCUCACUGCCACCUCCAAGACGACCGUCUCCCAGGCAGUUUGGAUGAGGUGCUGCAGGAGGCAGCCGCCAACGGGGUGCAGCAGGUGGCCUGUAACGGAUGCUGGCAGGACGACUGGCAGGCGGUGGCGGCGGCGGCGGCGGCACACCCCGCCGUUGUGCCCAACUUUGGCCUGCACCCAUGGUGGGUGCCGAGGCGCAGUCCCGACUGGCUGGAGCAGCUGCGGAGGUUCCUAGAGACGCACCCGCAGGCCGGCCUGGGAGAGUGUGGGCUGGACAGAGGGCCGCGGGCGGAGGCCGACUGGCAGCUGCAGGUGGAGGCAUUUGAGCAGCAGCUGCAGCUGGCGCAGGAGCUGCAGCGCCCCGUGUCGAUCCAUUGCAUGCGGGCAUUUGGCGCGGUGCACGACGCCCUGAGGCGGCUGGGAACCAGCGUGCCGGUGGUGCUGCACUCCUGGACGGGCGCCGCCGAGAUGACGGCAGCCCUGCUGCAGCUGGGCAACGUCUACGUGUCGCUGUCGGGCCACCUGGCACGGGUGCCGCCGCACAAGUCGCUGCCCAUGGUGCGGGCAGUGCCGCUGGACCGCCUGCUGCUGGAGAGCGACAGCCCAGACGGUGUGCUGCAGCUGUCGCCAGCUUGGCUGGAGGCGCUGCCCUCGCUCCAGCACCUGCCACAGCAGCUCAGGGAGGCCGGCCUGCACCAGCUCAACCGCCCCUGCGUGCUGCGCUGGACGCUGCAGCUGGUGGCGGCGGCGCUGGGCAGGGCCGAGGAGGAGGUGGCGGCCGCGACGUGCGCCAAUGCACGCCGCAUCUUCUGCGGCCUGGGCAGCAGCGGCGGCGGCAGCAGCGCAGCAGCACAGCCAGGAUGA
This is a messenger RNA of Chlorella variabilis, 897 nucleotides long. RefSeq lists its product as hypothetical. Lineage: Eukaryota; Viridiplantae; Chlorophyta; Trebouxiophyceae; Chlorellales; Chlorellaceae. Bases 1 to 897 code for a protein of 298 amino acids. The transcript has 4 exons. Gene Ontology annotation, molecular function: hydrolase activity, acting on ester bonds. The record is from RefSeq and is a predicted model, not a curated record.